Messenger RNA from Trifolium pratense (red clover), 1820 nucleotides. RefSeq names its product 1-deoxy-D-xylulose 5-phosphate reductoisomerase, chloroplastic-like. The transcript is spliced from 11 exons. Gene Ontology annotation, molecular function: NADPH binding; 1-deoxy-D-xylulose-5-phosphate reductoisomerase activity; manganese ion binding. The record is from RefSeq and is a predicted model, not a curated record. Gene Ontology annotation, biological process: isoprenoid biosynthetic process. Bases 66 to 1589 code for a protein of 507 amino acids. Lineage: Eukaryota; Viridiplantae; Streptophyta; Magnoliopsida; Fabales; Fabaceae.
AUUGGUUCAUUUUUUUUUGGUCAGUGUACAUUGAGUGGUUGAUUCAAAUAAAUAAUCCAUUGAUCAUGGCUUUUAAUUUGUCUUCCCCAGCUCAAGUGAAACCUUUAUUUUUCUCUGAUAUGAUCAACUCAGUUAACGCCUCCACAAAACUUCCAGGUAGCUUUGCAUUGAAGAGAAAAGAGGGUGACACAAAAGUACUAAAGAGAAGAAGAGUUUAUUGCUCUGCGAAUUCACCACAACCAGCUUGGCCAGGAACAGCUAUACCAGAACCUAGUGAUUUUAAAACAUGGGAUGGACCAAAACCUAUCUCUGUCUUAGGCUCAACUGGUUCAAUUGGAACUCAGACACUUAAUAUAGUGGCCGAGUUUCCAGAAAGAUUCAGAGUUGUGGGGCUUGCAGCUGGUUCAAAUGUUACUCUUCUUGCUGAUCAGAUAAGGACAUUUAAGCCUCAAUUAGUAGCUCUUAGAGAUGAAUCUAAAAUUGAUGAACUCAAAGAGGCUUUGGCUGAUUUAGACCACAAACCUGAAAUCAUCCCUGGAGAACAAGGUGUCAUUGAGGUGAAAAUCUUCACAUGUCUCAUAUCAUAUGUUUGGCUAAUGAAGCCAUUUUUGUUUUUUUUCUUUCUUUUUCUUUUCUUUCUUUCAAGUAAUAUUAAUCUUUUCUUUCAGGUUGCUCGUCAUCCGGAUGCAGCCACAGUUGUUACCGGAAUAGUCGGUUGUGCAGGUUUGAAGCCAACAGUUGCGGCAAUUGAAGCAGGGAAGGACAUAGCAUUGGCAAACAAAGAGACAAUGAUUGCCGGAGGCGCUUUCGUUCUUCCACUUGCUCACAAAAAUAAAAUCAAAAUUCUGCCUGCUGAUUCAGAACAUUCUGCCAUUUUUCAGUGUAUCCAAGGGUUGCCAAAGGGUGCACUUAGAAAAAUCCAGUUAACUGGUUCUGGAGGUGCUUUCAGAGAAUGGCCUAUUGAAAAAUUGAAAGAUAUUAAAGUAAAAGAUGCAUUAAAGCAUCCCAUUUGGACUUUGGGAAGAAAGAUAACUGUAGAUUCUGCUACCCUUUUCAAUAAGGGUUUAGAAGUAAUUGAAGCACAUUACUUGUUUGGUGCAGAAUAUGAUGAUAUUGAGAUUGUUAUUCAUCCACAAUCUAUCAUACAUUCAUUGGUUGAAACACAGGAUUCUUCUGUAAUUGCACAGUUGGGAUUACCUGAUAUGCGGUUGCCACUCCUUUAUACUUUGUCUUGGCCAGAAAGAGUCUAUUGUUCUGAAAUAACUUGGCCUCGCCUUGAUCUUACCAAGUAUGGUUCUCUAACAUUUCAAGCUCCAGACACUAAGAAGUUUCCAUCAGUGAAUCUUUGCUAUGCUGCCGGACGCGCCGGAGGCACUAUGACCGGAGUUAUUAGUGCUGCAAACGAGAUAGCUGUAGAAUUGUUUGUUGCAGAAAAGAUUAGCUAUCUAGAUAUUUUCAAGGUUGUGGAGCUAACAUGUAACGAACAUCAAAAAGACUUGGUAGUAGCUCCUUCACUUGAAGAUAUCCUUCACUAUGAUCAAUGGGCAAGACAAUAUGCUGCUGGUUUGCAAAAAGCUUUAAGUGUUUGAAUCCCAUAUUAUAGCUGUGGUUAAUUGUUUCCAAUCACUAGCCUAUUUUGUUGAUGUAUUUUUUUGGUGUUCAUAAAUUGUAUAAAAUGUAAAGGGUGGCAAUAUAUAAGUGUUAAAAAGAGUUUCAAAGAAAGCUCUUUAAGUAUGGUAUCAUCAUAUUUUGAGAUGAUAAUGUCAUCCAACAUGUAGAGCUCUAACUCGAAGUUAUGUUAUAAAUUUCCCUUGAGAAGA